Molecule: messenger RNA, 903 nt
Organism: Cucurbita moschata (crookneck pumpkin)
Lineage: Eukaryota; Viridiplantae; Streptophyta; Magnoliopsida; Cucurbitales; Cucurbitaceae
Product: late embryogenesis abundant protein D-34-like
Exons: 3
Coding region: 7-795 (262 amino acids)
Source: RefSeq, a predicted model, not a curated record
GUCAAAAUGAGCCAACAACAGCCAAGAAGACCCGCCGGUGAUCACCCGGAGCCGAUCAAGUACGGCGACGUUUUUCCUGUUCACGGUGACCUUGCUCAGAAGCCGAUCACACCCGAGGAUGCUGCGGCCCUGCAGGCCACUGAGACCGCCCUCCUCGGCAAGACCGUCAAGGGCGGUGCUGCUGCGCUGAUUCAAUCUGCUGCUGCCAAAAAUGAGAUGGCUGGCCUUUUGGAUCACGGCGGUGGCGAUGGUGGUAAUGUUGAUGCCGACGAAGUAAGCAUUACCCAGAGGGAGAUGCCCGGGAGGAGGGUUAUUACAGAGUCAGUUGGUGGACAGGUUGUGACGCAACACAGCCAGAGGGUUCCUAUAGCGCCAUUAUCGACCAUGAAUCCACUGGAAGAGGGCGGAGGAGGAAUCACGAUCGGUGAAGCAUUGGAAGCAACCGCCAUAGCGGUGGGGCAGAAGCCAGUGGAAUGGAGUGAUGCCGCCGCAAUCCAGGUGGCGGAGGCCAGGGCAACUGGCCGGAUGAAUAUAGCUCCGGGAAGUGUCGCCGCCAUUGCACAAUCGGCAGCCACGACGAAUGCUCGAUUAACACGAGAUGAGGACAAGACUAAAAUUGCCGACGUUCUGAAGGAUGCUCGAUUGAAGUUGCCGGCAGAUAAACCAGCGACGCGGCAAGAUGCGGAGAAGGUGGCCGGAGCUGAGAUGCGAAAUGACCCGCUUCUCACGACACAUCCUACGGGUGUUGCCGCCUCCGUGGCGGCCGCCGCUAGGCUGAACGAGAACAACAAGUAGGACCAAACAUGGAGUUGGUUUGUGUGUAUGUAAUAAAUAUGUUUUGUUUUCCUUCCAAACAGUGAAUUGGAGUUUUAUGGUGUUUUAAGAAAUUUGAAGCUUUAACUU